Messenger RNA from Aphanomyces invadans, 5411 nucleotides. RefSeq lists its product as hypothetical. Lineage: Eukaryota; Oomycota; Saprolegniomycetes; Saprolegniales; Verrucalvaceae. Bases 2079 to 3662 code for a protein of 527 amino acids. The transcript has a single exon. The record is from RefSeq and is a predicted model, not a curated record.
AUCGUUCCUGAUUGGUAAAUACAACUUGAAUUGCACGGUGAUUGGCUAAUUAUGAGAAAUGAAAAAAAGGUCAAUGACGAGAACAAUCACCCAUCGAUCAGCGGCAACGCCGCCGUUAGAUGUGGCGGGAGGCCUCGAUCCAGUGUUCCGAGCUGUUCGAGAGGCAUGGUGUAGAUGCGCCACGUCUUGAUGUCGAACAAGUACAGCACCGCGCGAACCUCCACAGAGAGGAUACCUGUGAGCACAGCAGACGCUUUGUCCACAUACUGUGUGCCUUGGUAGACCCACUUGGACGCGACGAAUUGAUGCUUCGCAGACGUGUACAAGAACACCGAUGUGGUCUUGGAUCGAGUCGUCGCGCGAGGGAAACGCCACAGCACCAAAACAAAGCACAACGCGCAGUAACCAAACACGAGCCCCAGCAACAAGGUGAAGCGGCCGACACUGCCGAUCUCAAUCGUCCCUCCGUGGCAGAUCACUUGGAAAUCCACUUGAGCCACGGUACACACCCGUUCCACCACGACAGAGUAGGACGCCGGCGACGCAAACUCCCAUAUAGCCGACGCCACCCACACGACAAUGAAACUCGUCCACGAAUACUUUUGCGUGUACUGGUGCGUGAGCACGGAGAAGACGUCGUUGAUGAUGUAGGUCAUCCAGUUGAGUUCGCCCGCCGUCAGGAUCACCAUGUACCAUGGCUUUCUGUCGAAAUGGAAGAAGGACACAAGUCCUUGGAGCGGGCGCACGAGGACCAACGACGAUGUUGAGAGCAAGCAGAUUGCACAGAACGCGCGCAGGAGAAUGAGCGGUCGGCCGAUCCAGACGAGCGACGCAACUCGACUGAACGACGUCAUGUUGGCAGCUUCGACUUGGCCCUUGAGCAUCACAAUGUAAACGCACACCACACACGCCACACACAGCAUAACCAACGUGAUGUACUGCAACAGCCAUCGCAUGUAGAACGCCACGUUCAGCGGAACUUCCAUCGGGUUCACGGGCAAUUCUUCGUUCACAGUCGUCGUCGACAUGGACGUAAUCGUGGUCGCGUCCCCCUCGAACGACACGACCUCCCGGAUGCCCUGGACCCAGUCGAACAUGUACAGCCAUGCAAACAGCUCAAAGUCGGCUUCGCUUUCGUCAAACACGUUGACGCGGGCCAACGAGUAGUUGGUCGCGAUGCCGUUGCGCGGCACGACAUACUGCACGACCGUGACCGCGACAUCGUCUCGGAGUGUCUGCUUGACCUGCUGCGCUUGGUGGCGCAACGAGUUUAACACGUCGGGUGGGAAAGAUGCCGCCGCGACGAACGCUUGGGCGUUUGAAAUGAACUUGAACGACGAGUCGGGGGAGUCGUACUCGAGGGCUGUUGCGGCUGUGGCGUUGAGCGAGGGGGUCGCGAGCACUGCCUUGACCAGACCGCUCGUGUCCACCGUGAGAGUGUCUUGCAAUCCGAUGCCGCAGAGCCCGCGGUAGCUGAACGAAACGCACGGGCGGUCGUCCAUCGAGAGAAAAUUCGGGUCGGGUUCACACAAAAUGUUGCCGCCGCGGUGGCUCCAUCCCGUCCACGCCUUCACCACGGGCUGCAUCGUAAACGAAAAGUAGAUGGACCAGAACGCUUCUUGGAUCGCGGCGUCCAUGCCAAGCCAGUGCUUGAGUUGAUUCGACAGCUCGAGGUACAGCGAUCGCAGCGCGGAAGGACAUGCGACCCGCUUCAUCUUGACUUGCCCAAACGGACCGAGCACCGACCGCAACAACGACAUUCCUGGCCCCAACGGGCUCGGGAGGACGCCCUCCAACGCAUAGAUGGUUUCCACACUCACGUUGUGGUAGGCAAAGUUGCCGCUGACGCGGAGCAGGCUCUUUCCGCUCGUGACGCUCGUGUUCAGCAUGAGCAGCGUGAGGUCGCACGCCAAUGGCCACGCCAUCUUGAAUGUGGUUUGGACUGGGAACUGGAACGAUCCGUUGGAUGUUUUGAGUGUGAUGGGGUAGUUCCAUCCAAAGGCGUUUUGAAUCGAAAACGACUCGACGAUGCCAAGCGUCUUGAAGUUUUGCCACUGCGUCGUGAACGUCGCGAUGCCAUGGGAUUGCCAGAGCCGUUCUUCGUCCGCGACUGUGUUGGCGGGCCUGCGAACGGAUGCGUCCAGCCACUGGAUCCCUUCGGCACUCGUCUUCAAGUACGAAAACACCCCCACGUCCAACGGAUCGCCCCAGCACUGCAUCAAACUCGCCAAGUUGGCAUUCCGGACCAUCGAUUCCAAGUACACGGCGCCAUCCCGCGCGUCCGCCACACACCGCGCUUGCCGCUGUUCGGACGGCGCCAUCUCCCACCGCCGUCCAAAGUCCACGUAGCAAUACGUGGUCAUGAUCCACGGCACCAUGCACCCGUCCAUGCUUCGCAGGCCCUGAAUGACGUUCGCGAGCGAAUUGGCAGCAUCUUGGACUGCGAUUGCGUACAGCGGCGACACCGCGACAACGGACGCGGUCAUGUUGGUCGUCGUCGCCAUCGCCGCGUGGUCGGCCGUGUGGAUCUGGAUGUUGGACAUGGCGGACGUGACCUGGAGCAUGCUGUUGAACCAGUUGCACACGUACACGUGGGUGUCUGUGUCAAAAGAAGCCCACCAAAAGUCGUUCGCCAUGGCGGAUUUCGUCAAUUCCAAAAACGUGUAGCUGCCCGCAAUCGACGUCGUCAUGUACAUCAAGCUGAGGAAACCAAGCCAAGCGUGUUGGGUGCCAAACGUCGGGACAGGACCAUUGCCGGGGGGCACGACGAACCGGGGCACGUCGAACGUAUGGCCGGUGGCGGAUUCGCCCUUGACAAGUCCCCACGUUUUAAAGUCAAACAGCCAAUUGUGGACCGGAACCAUGCCCGACAUGAUGCACGUCAUGACGUCCAAGUGCCACGACGUUGCGGCAGCCGACGGCAUGCAAAACGCUUCCGUGGCGGCUGGGAUAAGGGCGUGGUUGGUCGCAGUCCCCUUGGGCCGCGGUUUGUGCAGCAAGAAGCGGCAGGCGCGGACGACGCAGUACGCUACGACAGCGCACGCGGCAUGGAUCGAAAACAAGACGCACACGCGGCCAAAGCUGCCGAUUUCAAUUGUCCCACUCGUGCACUUGAUUCCGCGGCGAAAGCUUGUGAUGGAGCAUGUCCGUUCGAUCGUUGCGUGUGCGACGUAUGGCGACGCCAACUCGACGGACAUCACUGCAAUGAACCCGAGACAGCUCCCAAGAGCGGCAUAGUCGCGAGAAUGCGUUUGGGUCAGAGGCAGCAGCACAUCGUUCAGGACGUACUGCAGCCACAAGGUCUCACUCGACAAAAGCAGUCGCUCGACGGGCGACCGAUCGUAGUUGUGGAAUGCCGUGACCUGGUUGCCCACGUGCAGCGCCGUCGUCGACGUGCUCAGGAUGAUGACGGCCGUGAUGCCCCGAAUAAACAUGAGCGGUCGACCGAUCCAGACACUGCCGAAUACCCGAUUGUACUGAAACAGGUUGGCGCCGUCGAUUUGAAACUUGGCGACCACACCAAGCAGCGUCAUCGCGACCGCCACGACCGUAGACAUGGCCGUGGAGUACACGACCAAAUACCAAAAGUACACACACGCUUUGCGCGGAAGCUCUUCCGGGUUCACCACAAAACGCACGUACGGCACCCGCCCCGACAUUAAAGUUAGGUUGCCGUGGUCGCCCUCGACGUUGUACACUUCGCGGGUGCCGUUGACCCAGUCGUACAUCGUCAGCCACCCCAUGAGCGACCACGGGUCGGACGAAGAAGCAGGCACAACGUCCUGGGUCACCAGGACGUUCGUCGAGCCAUUUUGGACCGCCAUUUGCAUGAAUUGCACCCUCAGCGCCUGGACGUCGACGUUUGCCUUUGCGACAAGAGGCCCGACCUCUCGCUUGACAGUGUGCAAGAGCGGUAGCAGCGUUGCUGCUUUUGCGAGUGUCUCGUGGCAAAGGGCGGCGCGCGCAGGACUCAUGGCACACACGGCAGGAAUGUCGCCGCCGUUGAAUGCCAGCACAAUCAUGGCAAAGACCACGUUCAAGCGAUCGAACUCGAUCACGAACGGAUCUUGAUUCUGGCACCCAUCGUUGUACGCCAAGGGCAUUUGCGGGAACGGUUGUGGGUCCGCAAACGACAGGCACAGCGGACUUCCUCCGUAGAACGCCAAGUUGGGCGCGCGCCAAUUUGCCGGGACCACGUCGAUGACGGGGUCUGUGAGCUGGUUGAAUCCGUCGAGGAGCUCGGACGAUUCCGUCAGUGCGUGCAGGAACUGACGCUGGAACGUCGAGAAGAUGGCCACGACCGACGCCGGUGGCCGGACGUGGUACAAAUCGAACCCCAUCAACGGUCCGAUCUCGGACCGGAUGAGUUGCAUGCCAACGGUGGAGGCAGGGCCGUUGUACUCGACGUCCCAGUCCAUGCCCAUGGCAGGGAGCGACGCAUUCGAAUUGAGCACCAAACUGCACCCGUAGUACGUGCACACGCUCAGGUCAUUCCAGAGGCCGACGGCGGAACGGCUUGUUGACCACGACGCCAAACCACGAUACAUAUACGGCCAGGACGACACUGUGAUCGGCUGAACAACCCCGAGCGCGUUCACGAUCGUGAUGCUAUCUUCAAAUCCGAGCUGGAACCGGUUCUGCAUCUGGAUUGUCCAGUGCGCUAGGCCGUGCUCGUGCCACCACUCGACUUCGUCCUUGACGGACAGCCACUCGGACAUCGCGACGAGUUGAUGGACCCACGCUGGGCCACCCGCCAUGUCCAACAUCGGCGUCAAGAUCGUCUGGUUGAUCGAAUGGCCAAACGAUGACUCGGUCAGGUCGGACGAGUUGACGUUUCGCAAAAGCGAUUCCAAGUACAUGGCGGCGUUGUCCUGUUGCCGGUUGGCGCAUCGCUGCUGGCGCAAGGGCGAGUGUGCCAUUUCAAAGUGCCUGUUAAAGUCAACCCAACAGUGCGAGAUGACCGUGAAAACAUUCUCGUACAAGCUGUUCUUUCGCAGCGUCGUGACCGCGACGUCCAACGGCAGCGGCUCGAGCAUCCACCGGCGCGCGGCCACCGCCCGCAUGUUCACGAACGUAUUGAUGGCCGAGUAGUUGCCGAGCAUGGCGGACUCGCUAUCGAACAUAUCAAACGGCCCGGAUACGUCGAGGAUGAGCUUGGCAUUGAAAAGAUCCGCUAGGUACGUUUGGCCACCCGUUGUGUUGAAUUCGCGCCACCAAAAGUCGUUGGAGACAUACUCGACCAGCACAAUCAGGUAUGCAAAACUCGUCCCGACGGUGCACAAGAGGUAGAUCGUGCCUGCGCAGGGCAGGACGACCCGAGUGAACCAGGCUGGCACGCCACGGUCGAAGAGCUUUGACGUGUCGAGAGGCGGGAGCAUGCAGUUGAGCAAUGGCAGUGGCGUGACAACGGC